AUGUCCGACGCGCGGCUGGCGGCGGCCAUGGCGCCGGAAAAGUCACUCCGCUCGCGACGGGUCGACCUCGACGUCAAGAUGAAGAUCCGGCGCGAGGAGGACAAGGACGACGGCAAGAGCGCGUUCAAGCGGGCACGGCCGCAGCUGAAGACAGGAAUGGAGAGUCUAGAAGAGCGCGAGGUCCACAUCAAGAAGGCCAUCGAGCAGCAGGCGGCUGGCGCAGCGUCGACGGUGGCCAUCCCCAUCCCGCAGAUCCGGGAGGUCCCGCCCGAGCGGCUCGCAGGCCCACCAUUUGAGCUGCCGGACACAUACCUGCGGCUGACGGUGCCGGCGUGGAACGAUCCCGACUGCGGUGUGCUGUACGACAUGGACGCCGACGACCUCGAGUGGCUCAACGCCCACAACGCCAAGAACCGUCGCAUCUCCGAAGACGACUUUGAGGCGCUCAUUGACCGGCUGGAGAAGGCCACUAACUUUAACGUGGUGCCUGUCGAGCUCUCAGCCAUCACUCUGCCGCCGACGGUCUCGGAAAAGACCGGAUCGAUCAUCCGCGAGUACUGGAUGGCCAAGCGGGUGCGGCUGGACAAACCGCUGCUGCGGCCGUUUUGGCCGCCGCCCGACCACGACAACUCGGAUCCGCAUCUUGCCUUCCGCCCGCUCUCGCGCACCUACUCGCGCCGAAAGAAGCCCAACGACAUGACAUCGUACAAGAAGCUCUGCCAGCUGAAGAAGGAGUUUGAGACCGUCAUGGAGCUGCUCCAGGAGGUCUUUACCCGCGAGGAGACGAAACGCGACCUGGCCGCCCUCCGCAUCGAGAUCUUUGAGCAGCUGCGGAAGGAAGACAAGAGCGGAAACAAGUUCAAGCUGCAGCUGGACCUCCCGCCGCCGCCGCGCCCGCGCCCGGCGCCCAAGGCUGCCGCCGACCCGGCCGCGUCGGCGUCGGCGCCAACGUCAGCUGCCGCCGAAGCCACUACGCCGGCGGUGCUGGACCCGACCCGCCCCGCGCGCUCGCAGUCGACGGCCAACAAGGCAUACACGACGCUGCUACAGCGCGCCAAGCUCGACGACGUGCUUGCCGAGUCGGACGACGACACCGAGAUCGAGACUCUGGCCUCGCACCUCGAGUCUGUCCCGCUCCCAAUCAUCAACCGCAUCGGCAUCCGCUGCUUGUACAUGGACCCUGCGUCGCAUGUGCGGAUGCCCAACGCACAUGCCUUUGAAGCUGCGCCUCCGACCUCGUUCCUUGCCGAGAGCGUGCCCGCGUCGUCGGCGCCCGGGCCGCCCGCGAUCGGCGCCGGCGGCUACCCGACCCGAGUCAUCCGCGGCGUCGCGCCUGAGGGCUCGCGCCCGCGCAAGUUCCGGGCUGUCCGGCGCAUUGGUCGUGGCGGCCGCAUCCUCUACGACCGGGUCCUGCCGUCGCUCUCGGACUCGGACUCGGACUCGGACGGCGAGCCGGACAGCGUGAGCGAGUUUGUCGGCUGGCCGUCGUCCCCGCUCGGCACCAAGCGCAAGCGGGCGGCGUCGCGGCAUGCGUCACCGGAGCCGUCGCCUUCACCGCUCAUUCCAGCCCACCCAACGCUCUUCUCGCGGCCGGUCACUCGCACCUCGCUCUACCUCGACGCGCUCAACAAGUGGUCGCACAGCAGCACCGAGUCAGAGCUUGCCGGCGGCGAGGCCCAAGCCGCGCUCGACCAGCUGCGCGCGGUCGGCCCGCCGUCGCGGCUCGCCGAGUACGUGCACUUGGCGCAGCGGAUCACCUCGCUCAAGACCAUGCAGCUUGGGCCCAUGGCCGAGCAUCUCGGCUAUCGCUCGUAUGACGCCUCGCUCGACCUCUCCGCCAUGCGUGCGGCUCUGGACUUUGACUGCGAGCAAGACGCCGCGGGACCGUCGCUGAACGAGUCACGGCUGCGCAAGGGCGCCGACCGGGCCGCCGAAGCGGCUAUGACUAAGCCGCCGCCGGUUGUCAUACCGGGCGCGACCAUGCUCGAGACACCUACGGUUGGGUCGUACCUUGCCGGUGCGGUGGUCAUGGUUGUCGGCGUCAUCCUUCCGCUGGCUUACAUUGUGGCCAAGCACCGCGGCCUGGCGUGGAAGCCGAGCGACUGA
Thecamonas trahens ATCC 50062 is the source of this 2106-nucleotide messenger RNA. RefSeq lists its product as uncharacterized. Gene Ontology annotation, cellular component: piccolo histone acetyltransferase complex. Gene Ontology annotation, biological process: regulation of transcription by RNA polymerase II. The transcript is spliced from 2 exons. The record is from RefSeq and is a predicted model, not a curated record. NCBI's taxonomy places the organism in Eukaryota, Apusomonadida, Apusomonadidae. Bases 1 to 2106 code for a protein of 701 amino acids.